Triticum turgidum subsp. durum (durum wheat) is the source of this 2217-nucleotide messenger RNA. The record is from the annotation of a GenBank genome assembly. NCBI's taxonomy places the organism in Eukaryota, Viridiplantae, Streptophyta, Magnoliopsida, Poales, Poaceae.
AUGCUGAAGACGGAGAGGGAGGAGGGAGAGCAUUGGUGCGCGCGGGGGAUGGGGACGAGGAGGAGGAGGGGCGGCGGAAUGCCGGGCGCGGCGUCGCUGCUGCUCCUGGCUAGCUGCUGCUUCUCCGUCUGGCCGCAGAGCCAAAUCUUGGUCGCCGCCACCACCGACGCCACUGACCUUACUGCCCUCAACACGCUCUUCACCAGCUUGAAUUCUCCGGGGCAGCUCAAAGGCUGGCAAGUGAAUGGCGGUGACCCCUGCGGCGAAUCAUGGCAGGGCAUCACUUGCUCAGGAUCGUCGGUUACAGCAAUCAAACUGCCAAGCUUGGGGCUGUCCGGGAAUUUGGGCUACAAUAUGAAUACCAUGAGUUCAUUGGUCGAGAUUGAUAUGAGCCAAAACAGCCUUGGUGGCGGACAAGCGAUACAGUAUAAUCUCCCCACAGCUAAGCUUGAGAGGCUCAAUCUCGCAGGAAACCAGUUCGGUGGAAAUUUGCCCUACUCGAUUUUCUCGAUGAAUAAUCUUAAAUAUUUAAAUCUUAACCAUAACCAGUUACAAGGAAAGAUGACCGACGUAUUUUCCAACCUUGGUAGCUUGACAACAGUGGAUCUCUCCUUUAAUUCUCUUACUGGUGACCUACCAGAAGGUUUAAGUUCACUGUCAAGUGUUAAGACUCUAUAUUUGCAGAACAAUCAGUUGACCGGUUCUAUCAAUGUCCUAGCUGAUCUUCCCCUUUCUGAUCUGAAUGUUGCAAAUAAUCGCUUCACUGGUUGGAUUCCUAGUCAGCUUAAGAAGAUAAAUAGUCUACAGACUGAUGGUAAUUCUUGGACUUCGGGACCAGCUCCACCGCCACCGCCAUUCACAGCUCCACCUUCAAACCGUCGGAAGAGCCCAGCUAAAAAAGACAGUGGUUCAUCAUCUUCUGAUGGAAAGUCUGGAAUAAGUGGCGGGGCUGUAGCGGGCAUUAUCAUAUCUUUGCUGGUUGUCGGAGCAAUUGUUGCAUUCUUUGUGAUAAGAAAGAAACGCAAAUCUAAAAGGGAAGAGCACUUUGAACAGCACCAGCCAUUCACUUCAUUCCCUUCAAACGAAGUUAAAGACAUGAAGCCUUUUGAAGAGUCAACCACAAUAGAUGUGGACUCUUUGGCUUCCCCUGCUUCAGUUGGUCUGAAGCCACCUGCCAAGAUUGAACGCAACAAGUCAUUCGAUGAUGAUGAUGACUUCUCAAGCAAACCUGUCGCAAGGAAAAGCAACACAAAACCUAUAAAGGCAGUUGUUUAUUCAGUUGCAGAUCUACAAAUAGCAACAGAUAGCUUCAGCAUGGAUAACCUUGUUGGAGAGGGUACUUUUGGACGUGUCUACAGGUCACAGUUCAACGAUGGAAAGGUUUUGGCCGUGAAGAAACUAGAUUGUACUGUAAUACCAUUCCAAUCAUCUGAAGACUUUGUUGAACUGGUCUCAAACAUUUCGAUUCUGCACCAUCCGAAUCUCAAUGAGCUUGUGGGCUAUUGCAUGGAACAUGGACAACACUUGCUUGUAUAUGAUUUCCACAGGAACGGAUCACUUCAUGAUCUACUUCAUCUUUCAGACGAAUACAGCAAGCCACUUAGCUGGAACUCCCGCAUUAAGAUCGCACUAGGCUCUGCCCGCGCACUGGAGUAUCUUCAUGAAGUGUGUUCUCCGUCUGUCGUCCAUAAGAAUUUCAAGUCAUCCAACAUUCUGCUCGACUCAGAAUACAACCCGCACGUUUCAGAUGCUGGACUUGCAAGCUUUAUUCCUGAUGCCGAGUUCCAGACAGCAGAACAGAGUGCCGGGUGCACUGCCCCAGAGGUGGACAUGACUGGCCAGUACACAAUGAAGAGUGAUGUCUACAGCUUUGGGGUUGUCAUGCUAGAGCUUUUGACCGGACGCAAACCAUUUGACAGCUCCAAGCCUAGGUCGGAGCAGUCGCUCGUGCGGUGGGCGUCUCCCCAGCUCCACGACAUCGAUGCCUUGGACAGGAUGGUUGAUCCUGCGCUCAAGGGCCUGUACCCUGCCAAGUCUCUGUCCCGAUUCGCCGACGUGCUCGCCCUGUGUGUCCAGGCUGAGCCGGAGUUCAGGCCACCGAUGUCGGAGGUGGUGCAGGCGUUGGUCCGGCUCGUGCAGAGGGCCAACAUGACGAAGAAGAUGCUCGACGGCGACGCCUCCCGGCGAGGAGAUGACCAGGACCAGGAUUUCAUAUGA